GUUUUGACUGCAGUCAGUCACAGUCUGCUGGACAACCUGAGUGCGCUCAUCACCCGACAAUCUUCCAUCAGCUCACUACAUGCUGUAGAGCUGAUCAACUUUGGAUUGUCCGGCGCCGAGCCUGCCUUUCUCAAAGCUCCACUCUGAAGGCUUGCUUUUCAGCUCUCCCGGAAUAUCGCUCGUCGAGCAGAACCAAAAAUUCUACCCUCUUCGCACUGCCAGUGGCCCUUGACAUUAUUCACGGCGCUUGACUUCGUCGCUGCAGCUUCACAUAUUUUCUCGAGACCUCCACAUUACCUCUUUCGAUCCUAAAGUACUCAUCUCAGCGCGCAGGCUGUUCAUGAUGUCGGCACCUGCUCCUGUGGGCGUCGAAUCGGGCCCUCCGCUUCCCGUCGGCCAAUUUGUGGACUUCAAUUCUCAUGGGCCACAGCCGGUGAAGGCAUUCCCUUACGCUUCGCUUGCAGCUAUUGAGUCUCAGUCACGACGAGGACCGCCCUCUGCAUCAGGAUCUACUUCUGGAAGAGCCACGCCAGGAGGGUUGGAACCCCUGCCAGAAGCCUCGCACAUCAAUGCGCUCUCGGAGGCUUCUGGGCCAUCGCCGGCUGGCUUACCGGGUCCGAAAGGCUCAACUUCAGCCACGUCGCGACCCCAUGGCAAAGCAGCAUCAAGCAGGCUUGAAGGGCUGAACGCAGACAUCGAUGCGGCUCUAGCUGGCCUUACUCAAGUUCAACGGCUUCGCGCUGUCCUUCGCUCAGAAGGCUACGACAAGAUAGUGGUGCCCCUGACGAACGAAAAGUGGAAAGACAGAUGGGAGAGAAUGUGCUUGGCUCCAGCAACGCCCGUCAUGAACGGGCACAUGGCUGCUGAUGGCCCCGCUCCUGCUCAUGAUUCACCUGGCGCAAGCGCUUGGGACCAGCCCAAGCAUGCGAUGAGCAAUCCAGGCGCGAUGGGUGAGAGCUGGGAGAUCUUGACCAGGGAGCAAGGCAUGAAGAGGAGCACUUCGCGCCCUCACGUCGCGCUGCCUGACGACUCGCCUCGUCGAGGUGGCACAGCACCGGAGGGAGCUCCAAAGAGCGGUGGUGGCAGCGGACCUGCUGCGACGUUCAAGCGAAAGCUCAAAUCGCCGAUCAUGUCCGGACACGGCUCAGGAGGGAGCAGCAAGAGCCCGCCAUCGGAAGCCUCUGCUCCAAGUACAGCCUUUGCGUUCUCAUCGGAAACAGAGGAACAGGCGAGAAUGCGGGAAGCUGAAGAUUGGAGGCGUGCCCCAGCCUUUAGGCGGAACGAAGUGAACAUUGCAAAGAUUGAUGAGACUGAUGGGCUGGUCGCUGUCAUAAGUCCUUGGUUGGAGCUUGACUCGCCCGAUGAGGGAGUGCGACUGGACAGCGAAAUCGCGCUUCGACAAGAAGUAGCGUAUGCAGCCUUUCUCGGAAUCCCCCAAGUCGUGCUCCCAGCACCUUCGAGCUCUCCCUCUCACGUCCCGUUUCUCCCAUUCUACGCGCGAGCCAUCAGCGGUCUAAUGAGCAGCGGCGGGACCGAGACUGCCCCGGCAGGCAGCUGGAUGCAGCUGUCCCUGCGCCUGCCAGUAUCAUCAGUACAUGCAGCCCGUAUCUGGCUCAACAAGCAGGGUGGGGCCAAGUCAAGCAAGUCGACCGAAAGUCUCGAUAGCGGCUUCACAAGCGGAACCGAGCGGGAUCGCAGCGCCGCAGUGCGAGGUGACCAUGACUGGGCUUGGGGCGUCUGGGAGCUGAUGCGUCAAAUUACUGGAUAUCCCACUCGGCUCAGCGUAGCUUUGGAUCUAGGCGUUCCUCUACCGUCGGCAGCUUCGCUCUCGCAUUGGGCGGCUGAGCCUGUGGGAUUGGUUCUGAUGCCUGCCGGCUCCUUCUUGGCCAACGCGAAAGGGUUCCCGGUAUUGUCAAAGGCAGCUCAAAGCCUGUGUCGAAGCUUGAUGCGAAGGAAACCGCUCUUCGUGUUGUCUGGCAUUCAGGAACCGCCACCUCGACACACUCGAGGAACGCCAUCAGGUUAUUUGCAAUACUUGAGACACAUCGAGCGCAGCGCCCCUGCAGAAAGUGCGGUGGAUACAUUUGCGCGAGGAUAUGCAGAUUGGCUGCAGGCGCCACUGCAGCCUCUGAUGGACAACCUCGAAAGUCAAACCUAUGAGGUGUUCGAGCGAGACCCCAUCAAGUAUCAGCUUUACGAGGAAGCAGUCGCGCAGGCUCUGGCUGAUCGUUCGGUCAUGGGGGUCAUUUCGGUAUGGGUGUGCGGAGCAGGAAGGGGACCUCUGGUGUCAAGGGUGCUCGCGGCUGCCACCAAAGCUCGCCGCAACGUCAAAGUCAUUGCGCUGGAGAAGAAUGCUAAUGCGCUGGUCACGUUGCAGGAACGCAUCGUCAACGAGUGGGGAGACAAGGUGGAGCUCAGGUUCGGCGACAUGAGAACGAUGCCUGCUCCGUCUGAUGUGCGGCAGCGAGCCGACAUUGUUGUAUCCGAGCUGCUGGGCAGCUUUGGCGACAAUGAACUUAGUCCGGAAUGCUUGGAUGGUGCGAUGCGGUUCUUGAAGCCGGACGGCGUGUCAAUACCUUCAUCCUAUACACCUUUCUUGACGCCUCUUUCGUCUGCAAAGCUCCAUAGCGAAGUCCUGAAUGUCGGGGGAUCGACCGGCAAUGCCCCUUCGAGCGGGUCUCUGACGGAACGGUUGACGAAAGCGUCAGAGACACCGUAUGUGGUCUUGUUUCAAGCUGUGCAGCUACUUGCGGCUCAUGGAGGGAGGGGCAAUUGGGAGCAGGUGCAACAUGCUUGGACCUUCGAGCACGCGCCUCUCGAAAGCACUCCCACCGUGCGUGGUCACGAUGGUCUUCCGAUCACCAACCAACACAAUGUGCGCUCGACCACGCACACUUUCCACAUUCCGGAAGCCGGUACCUGUCAUGGCCUCGCUGGCUACUUUGAGGCGCAUCUGUAUGGCAAUGUGUUUUGCUCCAUCCAUCCAGACCCAGAACGGACGAGCACGGAUAUGCUGAGCUGGUUUCCCAUCUUCUUUCCGUUCAAGGAGCCGCUUUAUCUUCCAGCCAAAUCAGAGCUUGACGUCAGCAUGUGGAGAUUGACUUCGGACAGAAAGGUGUGGUACGAGUGGUGUGCGCAAGCGUACCUAUCUGGUGCUGCGCUAGCGAUUCAGACAGAAGCAGAGGUCAGACCUUCGGCACGCCGACAAGCCUCUAUACCAGGGCUGAGAACGGUAUCGGCAGCGUCCAACGAUUCUCACGACGCGGGUGCCAAUGGAGCCUUCGUGAACGCGCCCAACACGCCUGGCAUGCCAAGUGUGCUUUUGCCGAGCGCGAGCGACGAGGUGCAUCCACAUUCUGGUGCAGCUGCAGCCAUGGGAAGGCCCAAAUCUGUGGCUGGCAACCACGUCGCCACGAGCAACAUCGUUAUUCCUCAACGCAUCUACAUCGCUGGGACUGCUCUGCACAAUCCGGGAGGGAGGUCAAGCUUCGUCGGCAUGUGAAUGCGAAGGCACGAUCUUGCGCAGCUUGUCUGUUCUUUACCCUCUGCCUCCCUCUUCCAAAAUUGCUCCCCGAUCUUCCUUGCCGCUCCCUGAGAGGCACUGCCUGGUAGAGCUGUUCGAUCGUUCGCGUUUGUGUAACAAAAUCUCACUCCGUGCUGCAUCAUCUAAUUGUCUUCGCUUGCGGCAAUGUGGAAGGCAUGGAUCCGAUUGUGCUGAUCG
Molecule: messenger RNA, 3721 nt
Organism: Ceraceosorus guamensis
Lineage: Eukaryota; Fungi; Basidiomycota; Exobasidiomycetes; Ceraceosorales; Ceraceosoraceae
Product: PRMT5-domain-containing protein
Exons: 8
Coding region: 341-3502 (1053 amino acids)
Biological process (GO): regulation of DNA-templated transcription
Cellular component (GO): cytosol; nucleus
Source: RefSeq, a predicted model, not a curated record